UGCAUUAUUAUCUAUGGUAAUAAAGACAUACCUUUCCACGGUCACUUCUACGUGCCCAGAGUGUAAUUACUCACAUCCAGAGACAUCGCGAUCUGCUCUAUUACCAUUGUGCUAUACCAUAAAAUGAUGAGACUUUGGAAGAUCCUCCUGAUCCUGAGUACUGGGUUGGUAUGUUACCUCUUCUACCAGAGUCUGCAGAGCCAUACGGGACCUGGAUACCACCGGUCCAGGAAUGGAGGAGCGGCACUAUCAGCUGAUGGAUGUUCCCUUGUAAACAUCAUUCUAUUACAUUCUACAAUGAAGAUAUUAAAAAAAGAAGAAUUUUUUAAGGUGGUUAAGAUGCUACAAAGAUGUCCAUGGAUCGAGAACCCAGAGGAGCACAAGCUGCUGCAGAGAAACUUCCAGACGUGUUGCAAUACCUCCUACUCAAUGAUUGUGACACAGGAGAACACUGAGAUGGGUCAAACCAUUCAAUACGAGGUAGAAAAACGAACCAAAAAUGUCACUGAGGAACUUUACAAUCUCUUUCCAAAGAAGUCUCCUUUCCAGAAAGAAAUCAGAAGCUGUGCGGUGGUGGGUAAUGGUGGAAUUUUAAACAACAGCUUUUGCGGCAAUGAGAUUGACCGGGCUGACUUUGUGUUCAGGUUAAAUUUACCUCCACUGAAUUGGACGAAUGAUGUGGGGACAAAGACCGAUCUUGUCACCGCAAACCCGAGCAUCCUGCUUAAUAAAUUCAGGGGCCUCAGGAAGGAGAAGGAACCAUUUAUCACCAUGGUGAAGGAAUAUGGCUCCUCUAUGAUCCUACUACCAGCGUUCUCAUAUUCAAUGAACACUGAGGUCUCCUUUCGGGCACUCUAUACCAUCAAAGACUUUGACUUGAAAAGCAGAGUUGUCUUCUUCAACCCGGACUACCUCCGGAAUUUGGGCGCCUACUUUAAAAGUUUGGGACUUAAGUUUCAGCGAUUGUCUUCUGGCCUCAUGAUGGUGAGCGUGGCGGCUGAAGUUUGUGAAACGGUGACACUUUAUGGAUUCUGGCCCUUCUCUGAGGACCUGGACGGAGUUUGGAUCUCCCAUCACUAUUAUGACAAUGUUAUUCCGAAACCUGGAUUUCACUCAAUGUCUGAUGAAUUUUAUUGGUACUUACAAAUGCAUGCUCAAGGGUCUCUGCGUCUGAAACUGGGGCAAUGCUAAUUUUUUAUUUUUUUUUGUUAUAAAGUGGAAAAACUGAUUAAUUAAGGAAGAGAUUUGGGUUUGUAAAGGAAAUUUGUAAGUUCUGUAUAUAAUUGUAUUCUAUUUUGUAUGUAUUGCACACUGCACUCAUUGUGCACGCGGCACUAAUAAUGUUUUCAUUACAUGUUUACGUUCUUUUGAGUCCCGAUUAGAAUUAGCCUGCCUGUUACGCCCUUUGUUACCAUAAAAGUACAAUUGCAAUAAUAAUGUGAAGCCUACGUAAUCAUUCAUGUGUAUAAAUACCUUCAACUGCGUCAUAAUAAAGCAGAAAAGUAAUUUGAACGA
Molecule: messenger RNA, 1515 nt
Organism: Rana temporaria (common frog)
Lineage: Eukaryota; Metazoa; Chordata; Amphibia; Anura; Ranidae
Product: alpha-2,8-sialyltransferase 8F-like
Exons: 7
Coding region: 124-1191 (355 amino acids)
Biological process (GO): N-glycan processing; oligosaccharide metabolic process
Molecular function (GO): alpha-N-acetylneuraminate alpha-2,8-sialyltransferase activity
Source: RefSeq, a predicted model, not a curated record